Molecule: messenger RNA, 2421 nt
Organism: Sinocyclocheilus rhinocerous
Lineage: Eukaryota; Metazoa; Chordata; Actinopteri; Cypriniformes; Cyprinidae
Product: autism susceptibility gene 2 protein-like
Exons: 15
Source: RefSeq, a predicted model, not a curated record
GUAAUGUAUCAAUGCGCCCGGCACCCGCUCGCUCCGGGAUCCUGAAGCACGGACUCGCGGAGAGGAGCAGCGUCGCUUCCUUGCAGGAUUUAUUUGUUUGUGGAAAAAUUUCUCUUUUGUUUUCCGUUCUAGAGCAGCGCGCAUUCCGAAUGCCGACAACUCGCUCGUACGGCCCUCCUCCACUCGCCAGGCUUUGCAUGUGUUGCUUUUGUCCUGCAAGAGAGAAGGCAGGCUUUGUUUUUUGGUGGAUCUAGAGCUGAAGGAGGCAGUUCCAGGCGCUGCUGCUGCUGUGGGCUGGACCGGCCACGGAUGGGAAGGCGUCAGACUGCACUUAAACAGAGUGUUGGGUCCGUGAGGACAGCCAUGUGGAGACCUGUUACAGCUCCGUUGGAAGACACUUCAAGUGGUCUGCCAGUUUGUUUCCCUUAAACGUGGGCUGCAUUUGGAAGUUUGGAUACUUUCCAGUUUGGCAACCCUUAACAGAAUUCGAUUUUGGAUUUCUGUGCUUGUGGAUAUAUGCAUUUAUCCUUCUGGAAUCUCAUGUGCGUAUCGCACUCCAAGCAAAGUCACAUAGCAUCAGCCGGUUUUGGAAUUUGGAUAAUUGCUCAUCCCUCACUGGAGUACAGUUAUUGAGCUUUCCAUUACAGGUGUUUGUUUGGAAAUCGUUCUGCAUCCACCUCUGAGCGCAGGCCGAGAGCCUCCUAACAGGAAGUGUUCGCUUGAGUGUGUCAUCUGGUGAAAUGGAUGGCCCGAGGUGCAGCGGGAUCCGGAAAAAGCGGAAGUCUCGGUCGGUGCGAGACCAGGAGCACGUGUCUAACGGGAUCAAGAAUAACCAUGUCCGGGGCACCGUGCUUCGAUUCUCCUCAGAUUCGGAGAGGGAAGACAGCACCAACCCCUCCUCUUCCUCACGACCCAGGCCACCGAGGAGGAAGAGGAAGGAGUCUACCUCUGCUGAGGAGGACAUCAUUGACGGAUUCUCAAUAUCGGGAUUUAUGACGCUGGAAGCUCUUGAGAAGGACAUGACCCUGAAGCCUCACGAGCGGAGACAGAACCAGGCAGGACCGCUGCGCAAGAAGAAGCCCGGCCGAGUGCCGAACAGGCUGAGCAUGAACCUGCACAAGGACCGACUCAACCACAACAACUACCAGCACCACCACUCUGACCAGGAGAACAACCCUCGCCUGGCCCAUACACACAGCAAGAAGAAGAAACACCGACCUCUGAAGCCGGGCCAGAACAACUGUAAAGACAGCGAUAGCGAGAGCGUGAGUGGAGAAUCCAAACCCUGCAUCCGGAGCAGCUCCAGAGAUAGACUGACAGACUGUGACACCGAGAGUGACCAAGAAGACAAGGGCUCAGAUGCCAGCUCAGAGAAACUCUUCAGCACAGCUGCAGUUAAAGUUCCAGAUUUUAGCAUUGACACGCUCUCCAAUGCCAGCCAGGAGCUGCGAGGCCUGGGCAUUCCCAAGGUGUCAGGCCUAGAGCGCAGUCAAGAGAAGAGCCAGGAUCAGCACCCAUCUGAGCCUCCACUUCACCCAAGGCCACCUCGAACUCCAAGCAUCUACCACCACCCCCCAUCACCAGUGCUACCGACCCAGCAGAACCCCACCCAACCUGUGCAGCACAUACCGCCCUCACGGUGCCAUCCGCGUCCAAUCUCGGCCUACAGCAGCAGCCUUACCCUCAACGGCCUGAGCACUGCAGAGAAAACCCCAGCUGAGAGAUUAGAUGAACAAGACCUUCUCCGGCAGGAAUUAAACACUCGUUUCCUGGCAUCUCAGAGUGCUGAUCGCGGGGCAUCAUUGGGCCCCCCUCCAUACCUGCGGACUGAGUUCCACCAGCACCAGCACCAGCAUCAGCACCAGCACACACACCAACACACACACCAGCACACCUUCACUCCUUUCCCCCACGCCAUCAUGCCCACGCCUGCACCGCCCAUGGUGCGUACCCCAGCCAGAAAUUUCGACAAAUAUCCCACUAAAGUCGACCCCUUCUACAGACACAGCCUGUUCCACUCUUACCCCCCAGCGGUGUCUGGCAUUCCGCCCGUCAUCCCACCGACGGGGCCCUUCGGAUCUUUGCAGGGAGCGUUCCAGCCCAAGACCUCAAACCCUCUAGACGUGGCAGCCAGGCCUGGAGCCGUCCCACACACACUCCUUCAGAAAGACCCUCGGCUGUCAGAUCCGUUCCGGCCGGUUCUCAGGAAACCAGGAAAGUGGUGUGCUAUACAUGUCCAUAUAGCCUGGCAAAUUUACCACCACCAACAGAAAGUAAAGCAGCAGAUGCAGGUUGACCCACACAAGCUGGACUUUGGCCUCAAACCGGAGUUCCUAAGUCGACCCCCAGGCCCCACCCUUUUUGGAGCUAUCCAUCACCCUCAUGACUUGGCACGACCUGCAUCGUUUUUCUCAGCAGCAG